Molecule: messenger RNA, 1539 nt
Organism: Candida tropicalis MYA-3404
Lineage: Eukaryota; Fungi; Ascomycota; Pichiomycetes; Serinales; Debaryomycetaceae
Gene: MEP1
Product: ammonium permease
Exons: 1
Coding region: 1-1539 (512 amino acids)
Biological process (GO): ammonium transmembrane transport
Cellular component (GO): plasma membrane
Molecular function (GO): ammonium channel activity
Source: RefSeq, a predicted model, not a curated record
AUGGCUGUUGAAGAAGUGAUAAAAUACAUCAACAGAAGAAAACUAUUUACUGAAAACAAUGAAUACAAUGAAAGUUAUGUCUUACUAUUUACUAUUGCCUCCUCCGUGAUCUGGAUUAUGGUGCCAGGUUUAGCAUUUUUAUACUCUGGUUUAGCCAGAAGAAAGUCUGCGUUAUCCAUGAUUUGGAUUGUCAUUAUGUCCUCAUUUGUUGGAAUGUUCCAAUGGUAUUUCUGGGGUUAUUCAUUAGCUUUCAGUGAUACAUCAUCUAAUAAAUUCAUUGGUGAUUUACAUUUCUUUGGGUUUAAAAAUCUAUUAGGAGCCAGUGCUGAUGAUACAGAUUAUCCAGAUAUUGCAUUUGCUCUUUUCCAAGCACAAUUCUUGUUGGUCACUUUGGCCAUUAUUGCUGGUGGUUGUGUUGCCGAAAGAGGUAGAUUCUUACCAGCUUUAGUAUUUAUGUUUUGUUGGGCAACUAUUGUCUACUGUCCUGUCGUUUACUGGAUCUGGGGUGGCGGUUGGGCUCUGACUUGGAGAUCCGGUGCUUUGGAUUAUGCAGGUGGUGGUCCAGUUGAAAUUCUCUCUGGUGUAACUGCUUUUGUUUAUUCUGCAUUUUUGGGAAGAAGAAAUGAAACCUUGAUGAUUAACUAUCGUCCACAUAAUAUCUCCACCAUCUUUUUGGGCACUUCUUUAUUGUAUGUUGGUUGGUUAUUCUUCAAUGGAUUCUCAUGUGGUAAUCCAUCAGUUAAAGUUCCAUAUUCUAUGAUGAACACUCACAUUUGUGGUGCCUUUGGUGCUAUUUCUUGGUGUUUAUUGGAUUUCAGAUUGGAAAACAAAUGGUCCAUGGUUGCAGUUUGUUCUGGUUGUAUUUCUGGUUUGGUUGCUGCCACUCCAUCAUCCGGUGUUAUUCCACUUUGGGCAAGUGUUGUUUUGGGUAUUACUGCGGGUAUCGUUUGUAACUUGUCAACUAAGAUCAAAUACUUGUGCCGUGUUGACGAUUCCCUAGAUGUUUGGGCUGAGCACGGUAUGGCCGGUGUUGUCGGCUUAAUAUUCAAUGCUAUCUUUGGAUCAUCUACUGUUAUUGGAUACGAUGGUGUCACUGAUCAUCAUGGUGGUUGGAUUGACCACAACUGGAAACAAUUGUACAUUCAAAUUGUCUACAUUUUGGCAACCAUGGCUUAUUCCGGUGCUGUCACUGCUGUUUUAUGUUUUGUUAUCAAUAAGAUUCCUGGAUUGCACCUUAGAAUUGAUUAUAAUGGUGAAGAAGUUGGUGUUGAUGAAGAUCAAAUUGGUGAAUUUGCUUAUGAUUAUGUUGAAGUCAGAAGAGAUUUCUUGGACUGGGGUAAUCCAACCGUUAACCCAACUUUACAAAACCUGAUCAGUGAAGAGCACCAUCAUCAUCAUGAUGAACCCUCUGAAGAAAAACCUGCUACCCUUGAUGCUGGUGAUGUACUUGAAGGUGCAACAGCAGAAGAUUCAAAUUCUACGACCGAGAAUAGUCUACAACAUGAAAAAAACGAACCAAGAGCAUAUAAUCCUCAUUAA